AAAAGAAAAGAAAAAAAAGAAAAGUGAAAGACAGAAGAUUAAGGCGGGAGGUUAGGAUUAAGAAGGAAGGCGAUAAGUUGAACCUCGGGAGGCAGACCAGAAGUCAGCAACUUCAGAAAAUCCACCAUUAAUGAAAAUCCUUAAUCCUUGUUUUUGCUUUCUACCCAACAAAACUAAUCAUCCAACGCUAAAAGAUAAGACGGAAUCCAAGAAAAAGUACACACAAACGCAGAGAAAUACGAUACAAAUACAUAAUUCCUUCCACUCCAAACCGUUUCUGCGCACAAAGCCAACAUACCCAACGUAAUCCUUCAUUUUUUAUCCUUCCUUCCAACCCCUUUUGAUCCUCAAUCAUGGCGGAUCUCUACGGAACUUCCCCUUCUUCUGAUGUUGUGGGUUUGCCCCAUGACCCUGAAGAUUUCUCUUCUUUCAUCAAUCACCAUCUUCAAACCACUACUUCCUCUGCUUCUUCCCCUUCUUGCGUCUCCUUCAAGAACAAGUUCAUGCCCUUGUUGCAUUCUCAACCUCCUUGGCACUCUCCGCCGAUGUUUCCUCGCCGACCGGAUUCCACCUCUGUUCCUGGUGUGUCCUGCAUGCUCGAUGUCCCCGAGGAUCGGCUUCAGUCCAGUCGUGUUUUGAACCACGCUUUGUCGGAUUGUAGUGUUAGGGAUGUGAGAUUUGCUGAUACUUCGUAUUUGGCUGUCAACUCCACUUGUGGCGGCGUGAAAUUGUCGGAUCCUGGCGAUUUCAUUAAAGAAAAUUCGGACAACGCGUUUUCUUCCUCCGGCGCUGUCGAUUCCGAUUCGAAUACGCCGUUGAAGAGAAGGGGUCUAUCGUCUGAAAAUGAUCUUGGGGAUUUCAGUUGCGAUAGCGAGGGUGGGGAUGUGCCGGAAGUUCCAUCCAGUACUGAUCUGCCUCGAAAUUCGUCCAAGAGAAGUAGAAGCGCUGAGGUCCAUAAUAUGUCGGAGAAGAGACGAAGAAGGAGGAUCAAUGAGAAAAUGAAAGCCCUUCAGAACCUAAUUCCCAAUUCAAACAAGACGGACAAAGCUUCAAUGUUGGACGAAGCAAUUGAGUAUUUGAAGCAGCUUCAACUUCAAGUCCAGAUGUUAUCAAUGAGAAAUGGCUUGAGUUUGCAACCAAUGUGCUUGCCAGGAAUGCUGCAGCCAAUUCAACUACCUCAGAUGGGGUUGGACUUUGAUGUAGGAAAUGCAUUUCUAACAUCCAGAAGAGGAAUAGACACAUCGUCUACUAGGAAUGAAGGGUGUCCUAUGCAAUCUACAUUCAAUCUUUCCAGCAAAUGUAACCUUUCAGAUCAGUCAGUUGCCAUCCCUUCUGUACCAAACAACUCAACUUCAGAGACGGCUUUCGGUUUUGAACCUGUGAUUCAGGCUUACAAUGCGGAGUUUGACCUUUCCUCUGAUUUCAAGGAUGCCCAACCAGCUGCACGGUUAGAUUGCGCUCAAACAGGGGAGGAGUCAGCAGAAGCAUCUUAGUUGUAGUCCUGUGCAGGAUGCUGCUCACUAGAGUAUGGCCUUUUUAAUGAAGCAAUUCCUUUCCUUGUGGAUUUUCAACUACAAACAUUACAGAAACUACAAAAAGUUCUAUUUUUACACUUACCAUAAAUCUAUUGUAGAAUAGGUUUAACAACAUAAUCUUGAUAUUUAUCCUUCGACUCUAUUUUUAAGAAACAUCUUCUUCAAGUAAUAGAAUAGGCAAACAUAGAAAUGCAGAAAUCUACCUCUUCUGCUUUAUCUGAAAAGAAAGGUGAUAGAAGCUGCCAAAUGUUUUUGGGAAGAAGCAAAAAAUGGUGGUCCUUCCUUACCUUACCAUUUACCAAUUUGAAGCACUAUCUGUACUCAUUGAUGUGAAGUAGAUCAAUUAUUUUGCCAUGUAAUGAUGUCAAGAAAUGAAAACAAAAAA
Molecule: messenger RNA, 1920 nt
Organism: Benincasa hispida (wax gourd)
Lineage: Eukaryota; Viridiplantae; Streptophyta; Magnoliopsida; Cucurbitales; Cucurbitaceae
Cellular component (GO): nucleus
Molecular function (GO): protein dimerization activity
Source: RefSeq, a predicted model, not a curated record